Molecule: messenger RNA, 2779 nt
Organism: Nycticebus coucang (slow loris)
Lineage: Eukaryota; Metazoa; Chordata; Mammalia; Primates; Lorisidae
Gene: CCNE1
Product: cyclin E1
Exons: 12
Coding region: 240-1472 (410 amino acids)
Biological process (GO): G1/S transition of mitotic cell cycle; regulation of cyclin-dependent protein serine/threonine kinase activity
Cellular component (GO): cytoplasm; cyclin E1-CDK2 complex; centrosome
Molecular function (GO): cyclin-dependent protein serine/threonine kinase regulator activity
Source: RefSeq, a predicted model, not a curated record
CCGCGCGCAGGGAUUUUAAAUGUCCCGCUCUAAGCCGGGCGCAGGAGCAGCCGGCUCGGCCGCCAGCGCGGUGUAGGGGGCAGGCGCGGAUCCCGCCACCGCCGCGCGCUCGGCCCGCCGCCGCCUCCCGCCUCCCGGCUUCCAGCUCGCCUGCUGCCUCCUGCCUCGGCUGGGCUCGUGCGCGCCUGCUUGCCGCGGAGACGGCUUCGGGCCUGAGGUUGGAGCUCGAGCCCUUCGCCAUGCCGAGGGAGAGGAGGGAGAGGGAUGCGAAGGAACGGGGCGCUGUGAAGGAGGAAGGUGGCACGGAUUUCUCUGUUCGCUCCAGGAAAAGGAAGGCAAAUGUGGCCGUUUUUUUGCAGGAUCCAGAUGAAGAAAUUGCCAAAAUUGACAGGACCGUGAGAGGCCAGUGUGGCAGCAGUCAGUCUUGGGACAGUAACACAGUCUGUGCAAACCCCUGUUCCUUGAUCCCCACACCUGACAAAGAGGAGGAUGAACUGGUGUACCCGACUCCGACAUACAAGCCUCAGAUCACGCCGUCUAGGGCCUCCCCACUGCCUCUACUGAACUGGGCAAAUCGAGAGGAGGUCUGGAAGAUCAUGCUGAACAAGGAGAAGACGUACCUGCGGGACCAGCACCUGCUGCAGCGGCACCCUCUCCUGCAGCCUCACAUGCGCGCCAUCCUCCUGGACUGGCUGAUGGAGGUUUGUGAAGUCUAUAAACUUCACAGGGAGACGUUCUACUUGGCACAGGAUUUCUUUGAUCGGUAUAUGGCAACACAAGAAAACGUUGUGAAAACACUUCUACAGCUUAUUGGAAUUUCAUCUUUAUUUAUUGCAGCCAAACUUGAGGAAAUCUAUCCUCCAAAGUUGCACCAGUUUGCUUAUGUUACAGAUGGGGCUUGUUCAGGAGAUGAAAUUCUUACCAUGGAAUUAAUGAUUAUGAAGGCUCUUAAGUGGCGCUUAAGUCCCCUGACCAUUGUGUCCUGGCUGAAUGUGUACCUGCAGGUCGCAUAUCUGAACGACUUAUAUGAAGUGCUCUUGCCACAGUAUCCCCAGCAGAUCUUUAUUCAGAUUGCAGAGCUCUUAGAUCUCUGUGUCCUGGAUGUGGACUGCUUAGAAUUUUCCUACGGGGUGCUCGCUGCUUCUGCCUUGUAUCAUUUCUCUUCGUCUGAACUGAUGCAAAAGGUUUCAGGGUAUCAGUGGUGUGACAUAGAGCACUGUGUCAAAUGGAUGGUCCCGUUUGCCAUGGUCAUCAGGGAGACCGGCAGCUCGAAGCUGAAGCACUUCAGGGGGGUUCCUGCGGACGAUGCACACAACAUCCAGACCCACAGGGACAGCUUGGACUUGCUGGACAAAGCCCAAGCAAAGAAAGCCAUACUGUCUGAACAGAAUAGGAUUUCUCCUGUGCCCACUGGGGUCCUCACCCCACCACACAGCAGUAAGAAGCAGAGUGGUGAGCAGGGGACAGUGUGACCUCCAGCCUUGUCUACCAAAGCCGGCUCUGUGGGAGUGCCCGCUCCACCCCUGUCUGCUGUGGUGGAGGCCUGCACCAGCUUCACGGGUGUUUGAAGGGAAGAGUGCAUCUCUUCCACAACAGAUAUAUUUCUGCAGAUGGCAUGGGACAGGGAGAAGUGGUUUUUUUAUAUUGAAUGCUUAGAUUUUUUAAUAAGUGGGUCAAGUACGCCAGCCACCUCCAGAUCACCAACGAGUGUUCCAGAUGCUGCUAAGGAGGGUGAUACUUGACCAGUGGACUGUUCACCACACACAAGGCUGGGAGCUGCAGAGCGCCACUGUUGCUGUGGGCCUCCCUCAGGGCUUCUGGCUCUCCUGGGACUCAGUGGAGCAGGUGGUUGUGAGCAGUUGUGAUGCCCAGCCCACAGCCAGCCGGGUGGGCGCCUGGCCUUCCCACACUGGCAGUUGGCAAUGUACAAUGCCUUGUAUGAACUCUUGUUUUGUAAGUGCUGCUAUGUCUACCCAUUUUUUAAUAAAGAUAAUACUGUCUUUGAGACAGCUGGUUUUACGAGCUAUGUCUGGUAACUUAAGUUAGAGGUCAGCUUUCAGGGUGGCUGUGUCAAGUUCUCUGUUGGACUUCAUGCUUCUUGAAGCUUGAGUCUUUUCAAACAAAUGCAGUUAAAAGCAAACUUGGGAAGCAAGCUUCAGAGGCGGCUUUCUGGGCUGUCUACUGAGGCUCCCUGAGCUGGGGGUGAGGAUGCACCUGGCAUUCCUCCCACAGUGCCUGGCAUCAGUGGCCAUCACAGCAGUUGUGAAAUUACUUCACAAGGGCUGGUUCAAGGUCAUAAAGAAUCUGUAAUUAGUAUUAUCCUUACUCAAAUCUUAGCCAUCUUAAUUGAAUUUUUGUUUGGAGAACUUAGCAUGGUAGCCUAACAGUAUGCUUUUAAGAAGAACAUGCAAAGUAAAACUUUACAUUGUUCAAGGGUGUGAUGUCAUGACGGUCCAUUCCCUAUUGAUGGAAUCAGCAAGUGCCUUUGCUAACGGUCACUGUCCACCCGCAGGCCCUGUGCACACGGCUUGCCUCACAUUGGUUGAGCAUUCUCCAAGUGGUAUUGUUGAGUCUAAGUCUCACUUUCUAACAAUGCUUCCGCGUGUGUGGGGCGUACACAAGGCAGGGUGAGUGAACAAAUAAAUACCACUUAUUUUCAACAUGGCAUUUUAUCUCAUUUUGUAAAAAUCUGUUUAAAGUAAAAAGAAAAACAGCGAUUUUAAAUCCGUCCCACAUUUACAUGAAGUUGGAGAGACACCCUGACUUUUGGCACUGAUGU